AUGCAGAAAAAUUCAAGACAUGAAGGAAAAGAAAUAAAGAUGCAGCAACAUGUUGUUACACAACACGAUACUCCAAUUACUUUUAAAUGCAUUAUGAUUAAGCAAUCAUCUGAUUCAACAUCACAAUUCAUUUUGUGUCAUUCUAUUUCAGUAUUAAAUCUGUCAUUGAGUAACAAAUUACAAGCAAAGCUGCUGCAAUUGUCCAGAAGCUAUCGACAAAAUGAAAUGGCAAACAAUUGUCGCUGA
Messenger RNA from Clunio marinus, 246 nucleotides. The record is from the annotation of a GenBank genome assembly. Lineage: Eukaryota; Metazoa; Arthropoda; Insecta; Diptera; Chironomidae.